CUACCUUUCUAGUUUAUUCUUGACUAAUUUGUCUCAUUCAUUAUGGACUAUUUCUGAUUGACUUAAAUGAAAAGUGGAUAACCUGAGUAUUUUGCUUCAAAUACAGAUACAAUAAAGACUCUCACAAUGAGUGGUACAGCAGUGUGGUCGACAGAUUAUGUCACGCAGGAGGAGAGGCAGCUGUGGUCUGAGGGGCGCUGUGAGGAGCUGUGGGACAAGGUGGAGGGGGUGAGGCACAAACUGACCCGCAUCCUCAACCCAGCCAAGCUGACCCCCUACCUGAGACAGUGCAAGGCCAUCGACGAGCAGGAUGAGGACGAGGUCCUCAACUCAACCCAGUACCCACUUCGCAUCAGCAAGGCCGGCCGUUUGAUUGACAUCCUGCAUGGGCGGGGCCAGCGUGGCCUGCAAGCCUUUAUGGAGUCCCUGGAGUUCUACCACCCAGAGCAGUAUACCCAGCUCACUGGACAAAAGCCCACCCAUCGCUGCUCCAUCAUCCUGGAUGAAGAGGGCCCAGAGGGUUUGACUCAGUUCCUGCUCCUGGAGGUGCAUAAGCUGAGGGAGCAGCUGCGCGGGAGCCGCCUGUGUGAGCGCCGCCUGUCCCAGCGUUGCCGCACGGCUGAAGAGGAGCGCAGCCGUGCCGAGCGUAAGACGCAAGACCUGCAACAUGACCGGCUGCAGAUGGAGAGGCUGCGUCAGGACUGGGAGGCCAGCAGCAGGGAGCUGGCCUGGGUGAAGGACAGGCAUCUGGAACAGGCUGAGAAGUACUCCCGCGCCCUGGAGGAUCAGGCCAAGGCCUCGGCACGCGAGAGAGAGCUGCUGGGACAGGUGGAGCAGCUGAAGACCAGACUGAUGGAGCUGGAUGAACAGAUUGAGAGCAGCCCUGUCUCUGCAGUUCCUGUCAACAGUAAGAGUUUGGUGCCCCACUGCAUCAACAGCAGUCCUGCUGUUCCCAGGGAGAGGGAAAAACCACUGCAUCAGAUUAGCAUCAAGGGGUCAGAUAACAUUAAAACACAGGCUCUUUUGGACAUCAUACAGCAGGACCGCAAAGAGGCGACAGAGCAGAGACACGAGCUGUGUGGUACUAUUGCCAGAAUACAGGGGGAGCUAGAGAACUCUGAGGCAUUUAGGCAAAUGCUGGAGUCUCAGGUGAAGCAACUGCAGGUAAAGUUUAGGACAAUACAGCUGGACUGGGAGAUGGAACAGAAGAGAAGCAUUUCCUACUUCAACCAGAUUAUGGAGCUGGAGAAAGAGAGGGACCAGGCUCUGCGCAGUCGAGACAGCCUGCAGCUGGAAUAUACAGACUGUCUAUUGGACAAGAAUCGACUGCGCAAACGCAUCGCAGAGCUGCAGGCUAACAUGGAGGAGAGGCAGAGAGAACUGGAGAAAGAGAGGGACAGGAGCAGAGAGCAGAGUUCCUCCUGUGUGCACUGUUCUCUACUGUCUCCAUGCUGUGAGGACCAGUGCUAUGGACCCUGCUGCUCCCUGGUGCUCAACCCCCAGCCCAACGGCCCUCAGGAGCUGCUUCGCAAGUCUCCCCCUGUAGGUCAAACUAAUCAAACCUUGGAAGGUUCUCUCUCAAACUCAGAGGAUGAUCUUUUGACGCCCACUGUAGACAGUGAGAAGGACAUCAACAGACUCUCCAUUUUCCCCUUCCCUCCCUGUAUGAACUCCAUUCAUCGAAGGGUCACCUUGGAAUUUGACCAGGACUCAUGGGGCAGUGAUGAGAACCUCGCAGGAUUCCAGAAUGAGCUCUCCCUGUCAGACUCCUGUAGCUCCCAACAUUCUGACCUCUUCCCACCUGACCUCAUCAACCUGCCCCCGGUCCCUCCACGCAAGCCCAACAGCAGCCUGCGGUUAGAACCCCUUCCUUCCCCAUCUACUCCACCCAAAAAAGCAAAAGGCAGCUUGGCGGAUGACAUCACCAUCAUUGGGGGCAACCGCACAGGCAUCUUUGUUACCAGUGUGCGAGCUGGUUCUCCUGCUGAGCAGUGUGGUCUGAAGGAGGGCAGUGAGUUACUGGAGCUGGAGAAGGUCCUGUUUGGUGGGGGCAGUGUGCUGCUAAACCAGAGCACUGGAGAGGUAGCCCACUUCUCUCUGCAGUGGUGGACAGAGCCCUCCGCCCUCAAACACCACACCAACACAGAGGCCUACUCCAAGUUGUGCGCCCAGCGGUCCUCUCCUGCCUUUCAGGGAGCUGAUUCCUUCUAUGUACGUGUCAACAUGGACCUGGACCUCCACAGUGAUCUGCCCUGCCUGGGCGUUCGCUGUGAUGACAUUGUGCACGUCACUGACACCCGCUACAACGGGAAGUACCAGUGGCACUGCACCCUUGUGAACCCCGACACAGCCAAGCCCCUGCGGCAGGGGGCCAUGCCUAACUACAACAGAGCCCAGCAGCUGUUGUUGGUGAGGUUACGUACCAUGGCCCUGGAGCAGAAGGAUUUCAAGAAGAAAAUAUCCAAGAAGGUAUCCGACCGUGUGCGACUGGUCAAGGCUGUGUCCCCUAGUUGUCGUGAGAUUGGAUCCAUACCACAGGUCCUUUACACACUCAGCAAUCGUCAUGAGGAGCACCUGGUGCCUUACAGUAUGGUCCAGCCAAUACAGGUGAAGACCAAACGGCCUGUCAUCUUCUCGCCCUCCCUGCUCUCUCGCGGCCUCAUAGAGAGGCUGCUUCAGCCAGCAGAGUCAGGACUGGACUUCAACACCUGCCAACCAGAACCAAUCCAGGCCACAGAAAGAAAGGAUAGCACUAUUUUCCUGCUAGAUUCUUCCACCCCAGAACAGCUUCUUGGGAUUAGACUGCAGUCUGUUCAGGAGGUAAUAAGCCAGGACAAGCACUGUCUGUUGGAACUGGGCCUGGGCAGCGUGGAGGGCCUUCUGAGGCAGGGGGUCUACCCUAUCAUCAUUCACAUACGACCCAAGAACAAAAAACACAAGCUGAAGAAGUUGCUGACAGGCCGAUGGGACGACAGUGUGAUGGAGGAUGUGUGUCAGGCAGAAGACCUGCAACUGGAGUCUCUGCCCCUGCUUUACCAUACUCUGGAACCCAGCACAUGGAGCUGCUCUGAGGAGCUCCUACUCGCCAUACGCAACGUAAUCCACAGUCAGCAAACGGCAAUGCUCUGGGUUGAGUUUGACAGGCUCCAAUAGAUCUCCACCAUUACUGCCCAGCUAGAAUGUUUUUUAAGAUUUUUAAAUACAUUUCACACACUUCUUUAGAUAUCAAAAUGCACCACUGUGAAGUCUCAUCCAUAAGAUGAAUUGAGCCUUGUUCAAUUGUUACAAUCUUAGUAGCCAUGUGUCUCUGUUUAUAUUUCUUGUCUACAUGUAGUAAACAUUAGCAUUAAACAACACAUUUUAUCUAA
Esox lucius (northern pike) is the source of this 3368-nucleotide messenger RNA. Its product is annotated as caspase recruitment domain-containing protein 10. The record is from RefSeq and is a predicted model, not a curated record. The transcript has 24 exons. Gene Ontology annotation, molecular function: protein binding. Gene Ontology annotation, biological process: regulation of apoptotic process. NCBI's taxonomy places the organism in Eukaryota, Metazoa, Chordata, Actinopteri, Esociformes, Esocidae. The coding region runs from base 127 to 3153 and encodes 1008 amino acids.